This is a messenger RNA of Homalodisca vitripennis (glassy-winged sharpshooter), 898 nucleotides long. RefSeq names its product 2-oxoisovalerate dehydrogenase subunit alpha, mitochondrial-like. The transcript has 5 exons. Gene Ontology annotation, molecular function: oxidoreductase activity, acting on the aldehyde or oxo group of donors, disulfide as acceptor. The record is from RefSeq and is a predicted model, not a curated record. The coding region runs from base 4 to 612 and encodes 202 amino acids. Gene Ontology annotation, biological process: branched-chain amino acid catabolic process. NCBI's taxonomy places the organism in Eukaryota, Metazoa, Arthropoda, Insecta, Hemiptera, Cicadellidae.
GAGAUGCCCAUGCUGCUUUCAAUUUUGCUGCUACUGUUAGAGUGCCCAGUCAUAUUUUUCUGUCGCAACAACGGAUAUGCAAUCUCCACACCAAGCAGUGAGCAGUACAGGGGAGACGGUAUUGCAGGUCGAGCUGAAGGUUACGGCAUAGCAGCGAUCCGGGUUGAUGGUAACGACGUACUGGCAGUUUACAACGGUACAAAAGCUGCAAGACAGUAUGCUGUCAAAGAAAACAAACCUGUUAUAAUUGAAGCUAUGACCUACAGGGUUGGUCACCACAGCACAUCUGACGACAGCAGUGCCUACAGGCCAGUGGAGGAAGUGCAGCAGUGGGAACAGGACAGCCCAAUAGCCAGGUUCAGGCUUUAUCUUGAGGCUCAGGGCUGGUGGAAUUCUCAGGCUCAGCAGGAGUUUCUUACCUCAGCCAAGAAACAGGUGUUGGAAGAAUUCUCAAAAUCUGAAAAGAAGCUUAAACCAGAAUGGCAGGAAAUGUUCAACGAUGUUUACUAUGAAAUGCCUGAUCACCUUGCGAAACAGAUGAAAUACAUGGAAAACCACGUGAAACUUUAUAAAGAUAAAUAUCCAGUAAAGGACUUCAAAACCACUAUCUAAAUGAAUUUAUCCCUGCAUUAUGUGACUUAAAAAAGGAAAUUUUACUAGGUUAUCAUUAGUUAUUUUGGUUUAAUCAAUUUGGGUAUAAUAUUUGUUAUGUUGUUUCUUUAAUUAGGUUUAUACAUUAAAGAAAAGUUGUGGUUAAGGCAGGUGAUCGGGUUGACUAAAUUUUGUUUUCGGUUGAUGUAUAGGAUAGGCAUGAUAAAAAGUUUUAUGUUAUAAUCCCAUCCAAACAAAUGUGAAUUUUAGAUCAUUGUCAGUGUUGUGGCAUUCCAAAUUUAUGAAC